Molecule: messenger RNA, 3308 nt
Organism: Lactuca virosa
Lineage: Eukaryota; Viridiplantae; Streptophyta; Magnoliopsida; Asterales; Asteraceae
Source: the annotation of a GenBank genome assembly
CGGUACACCACAUCACCGUCAUCUACAAUUAUGCAUAUAUAUGAUCCACCCACCCACCAUUUCAUGAUCAAAUACAAAAGGAAGUUUGUGGAGCAUUUGUAUAAACAUAAUCUGUUUGUGUAAAUGCGCAAGUGACUUUGGAAAACUUUUCUAAGAAACAGGUGGAGUGGAAGUUACCUGUUUGUAUAAAUGCCCAAGUGACUUCUGUGUCCUUCCUGUGAGCUUAAUUCUGAGUUACUUCCAUUGAAGAUUGUUCGUACGUUCAAGCAAAACUGGCGAAAAAACAAGGGGCGCAACCACCACGAGCACUUUACUAGUUAUUCCUAGAAGAUGAUCUACCCUUGAGAGCAGAAAGCAUCAGAACAGCAAAAAACGGGUGUAAUGAGGUUGAAAUCUUCGAGCAACUUGCGUGCACUCCAAUUUAUGAGAACAAAGGAAUACAAAUUUACAUACUUGUAUUAAGCCAAUAUACCCUUCUAUUAAAGCAAAGCAGACCAAGCAACUAAAUAUGGUUCAGGACUUUCGUCGAGCAACUUGCGUGCACUCCAAAAAACCCAACUCUUUGAAUACAAAUUGACUAAAUGAUUCCUAUGUUUUGGAUCAUUCUCCAAUCCGAUUUUGAUCAGGUAGGUCUCAUAACAUGAUUUAAUCGGAAUAAUUUAAGCAAAAAAAAUCCUUCAAGAGAACAAUCGAUUGUAGUAACAAUUGCAGAUGUGAGAUACGAACGAGUGACAAUAGGCAUCUGUUUGUACCAAUCCUCUUUAACCCUGAUUUCUUCAAGAAAAAAUAAAUCAAUUAACCAAAAUUUCAACAGCUUCAAAUCUCAAAAAUCAGCAAUUUGGUGUAGAUAAGAACUUGAGGCAAUCUGGAUUUAUAAAUUGCAACGGGCGUAAUGUCGAUUUUUUGUGAUUGCGUCUAUAAUUCUACAAGAUAGGGGAAUGUUAUCAGGAAGAAAAGCAUAUGCGGAUCGGAGUGAAAGUGAUGAACAGAUUUGACGGACCAAUCACAUUCGUUUUGCACCUUCUCUCUCUUCUCGCCAGCACAGCGACGAGUCUCCGGUGGCGAGCCCCCUAGCGAGCACUAGGGGGCGGUGUUCUCUUUGUGUUAGCGAGCGUAGCGACCCCACUCCGUUCAGCCUAAGUAACCCAAAAAGCAAAUUGAAUAUUUAAUUAUUAUUUGUCAUUUUAUGAUUGUAACACUUACUAAUUGUUGGAGAUCCAGAAUUUCGAAUAUCUCAAAAUUUUGAUGCCAAACCCAUAUCCAAAAAUUUGAUGCCAAACCCAUAUCCAAAAUUUUGAGAGUGAAAUUUCAACAGAUAACAUUUUGUCAUUUUGUCUUUACAUAACCUAAUCCAAUUAUUGGUUUUAUAUAAUUGGCAUCAUUUUAUAAAUCAACAAACUUGCACCAUUAUGAUACCAGGUCUGGUACCAUAUUUUUCGUUACUUUUUAUCUGUCACUUCAGUGACACGUCAGCCAGUGAAUUAUUGGAGAUUACAAAUUUACAAUCCACCGCAUUGGCUUCAUUUUGCGGUGAAAGAAUCAAGGGUUUAGUGUUCACCGUAGCCACAUAAGCCAGACAACCAUGCCUCAUAGCCAUUUUAGGGAUUACAAUUUACAAUCUAAUCCAACAAAUUUGAACCAAUCAUCAUUGUAAACUCGAAAUACAUAUAAAGAAAGAAAAAAAAUACAAAUAUACAAUUAUUUAAUAUGUUGUGUAAAUAAUUACGAAAUAUAUAAUUGGGAUAAUAUGGAUUUAUGAUAUUUAAAAAAAAAAAACAUAGUUAUGGAGGUUGGGCCGUUUAGUGGACCAUAGCAUGCACGAGGACAUAUUUGAUUAGGUCGAUAGAUGUCGACAGAUCACUAUUUACCUGUUAUUUUGUUUUCUUUUAAAUCCAUGGUCUAAAACCUCCCUUCCAUGAAAGUGACUCUUUUGAUGUCAACACAGCCUUUCAAAUUGAUCACGAGUCCUCUUAAUAAUUCAUCACCAUUGAUUCACUGCACCCCUUUGCAAUAAUUUGUGGCAUAUAUAUACUACAUAAGUUCUGGUAUCAUCAUAUCAUUUCUUUACACAACUCUUGUUAAAAUAUCCAAAAUGAAAAAAUCCCACUUUGAGUUCAAAAUAUUCGGAACAUGUCAAAAAAUAACUGAUGGUAUACAGCCUGAAAAAAUGGUUCAAUUUUCUUCGUUUUUGAAUGGAAUAACGAGAAAUAUUACAACAAAAAACGUGAAGAAACGGAGGAUUAAUUUUGGAAGAGAAGCUACUAAUGCUUUAGCCAAGGAAGCAAGAAAAAAUGGUUUAUUAUUGACUUCUCCCGGUAGCGUUUGUGCAAAUGGAUCGAGUAAUUAUGUGUCCGCUUAUUCUAAGGGCGGGAAUAAGGGAAUCAAUCAAGAUUCCUUCAUCGUGUGGGAGUCGUUUGGAGGGAAGGAAGGCGUGAUGUUUUGUGGUGUUUUUGACGGGCAUGGUCCGUGGGGGCAUCUUGUUGGAAAACGAGUGAAGAAAGUAAUGCCGGCUUAUUUGCUUCACUUUUGGCAAGAAGCUUGUGCUCAAUAUUCGGUGGAUUCGUUAAAAAAUUCAAAUUUUGAUCAAUUUGUGAUCGAUUCGUUUUUUAGUGGUGCUGCUGCCGUGACUAUAAUCCGAGAGGGGGAUCUUCUUGUGUUAGCAAAUGUUGGUGAUUGUCGAGCGGUUCUUGGAACAACUCAAGACGAUGGUAGCUUGGUUGCCGUUCAACUAACUGUAGACUUUAAACCAAAUUUACCUCAGGAAAGUGAAAGGAUAUAUAAGGCGGGAGGGAGUGUGUGUGAAUCAGAGGAUGAACCGGGAGUCUCGAGGAUUCGUGCUUCAAAUGACGAGACAUCCGAAGGUCCAGGACUCGCGCUUUCAAGGGCUUUUGGUGACUAUUUUGUUAAAGACUUUGGUCUUAUUUCUGAGCCAGACGUGAUACAAACAACAAUAACCGCACGAGAUCGCUUUGUCAUUUUGGCGACCGAUGGGGUAUGGGACGUUGUCUCAAACGAAAAGGCAGUUGAGAUCGUUUCAUCAGCAUCAGAAAAGGAUGAAUCAUCAAGAAGACUCGUUGAUUACGCAUCCAAUCAAUGGAAGAGGCAAAGACCAGGUUUUUGCACCGAUGACAUCUCAGCUGUGUGUCUGUUUUUCCACAAUUCAUCAUCUUCUCAACAGAAAGAAUCUGAUUAGAUAAAAACAUUAAUGUCGCAUAUAUAUGGUCAGCAAGUUCUUAUUGCUGUUGUUUUUCAAUUUAAUAAAGUGUUUAUUUAGCAUCUUGGCUCAGUAACUGGAGCAAAAGGUAUAU